Messenger RNA from Paramecium octaurelia, 252 nucleotides. Lineage: Eukaryota; Ciliophora; Oligohymenophorea; Peniculida; Parameciidae. The record is from the annotation of a GenBank genome assembly.
AUGAACAAUUACCUAAUUGAUGUGCAAAUAUUAUAUUAUAGAAUAAAUCAACGAAAAAGUGCCUCAAAGCAACCUCUGUUUGAUUUGGCUCUUCAAUAUAUUUUUAAUGAUGUCUAUACAAAAUAAGCUAAUUGGAUGUCAAAUGAAGUGAAUUAUGAAUUGAUUUCCUCAUCAAAUAAGGAUCACAUUGAUAAAUUUUCAACAUCUGAUUAAUUGGCAGGACAAGAAUCCUAUCAUCUGUUUGUUUAGUGA